This is a messenger RNA of Pelmatolapia mariae (spotted tilapia), 3848 nucleotides long. RefSeq names its product FA complementation group E (gene fance). Gene Ontology annotation, cellular component: Fanconi anaemia nuclear complex. The transcript is spliced from 10 exons. The record is from RefSeq and is a predicted model, not a curated record. Bases 34 to 1614 code for a protein of 526 amino acids. Lineage: Eukaryota; Metazoa; Chordata; Actinopteri; Cichliformes; Cichlidae. Gene Ontology annotation, biological process: interstrand cross-link repair.
UGUAAACAGCAGUGGCGGUAUAGUGAGGUUGGGAUGGAGCCACAGGUAUCUGGGAGAGACGGCAAGGACAAACCCGGCGAUGGGGCACACAGCUGUCUGAACUCCGGCAUGUUUCUUAGCGGAUUUGACGGGCAGUCGAGGCUGCUGCUUCGGUCACUGAUGUCCGGAACCUCCGGGACCUCGAGAGCGCUGGACGUCUUCCACAGGCAGCAACGGGCUAACCCGGAGAGCUCACUGUGUGGCUUCAUAGAAACACUGUGCAGAGACGAAAUAACCCACACAGAGGCUGACACUGAGUUUCUAACCGUUAAACCACUAGUCUGCCUGUUUCCACCUUUAUUUAAACAAAACCUGCUGUCAUUCAUCCACCUGGUGCACUCUGUUCUUCCUCGGACCGCUGUACUCCAUCUGAUCAAAUGUCUCAGCCAGGACUCUCGUCCAAACCCGUGGGUGACUGCUCUGUGCAGACAACUCGAAAGAGACCUGGAAACCCACCGUGAGGUGCCUCUGUACACCACACCGUGCAGCCAAAGACUAAAGGAGCUCUCCCAGGGUUUGAUCGGAUCUGCUGAAACUGGAGGAUGGACCAAGUGCUUCAGUGGUCAAACAGCAGAAUUUGAAUCCCAGAGUACAUCUGAUUUAUCUGAGCUGGGGACACAGAGGAAGAGAAAGGGCAGUUUUGUCAGCGUGGGGUCUGAUGGUGAAGAAACGGGAUCACAGAGUAAACGGAUAAAGAUGGAUGAUAAUGAGUGUGUCACAGCUGAAGAACUGAGAGUUAACAAGGAAAUGCCGGGAGCGCCAGAAAGUGAUGCUGCAGCAGAAACUCCAGCCUCAGACAGUUCGUGUGAUGGCCUGCCUGAACAUAUAAAGGUCUGUAUUCCUCAGAUAAAAGAGUUGUUGGAGAGUCAGACGGAGUGGGACCAGAGCUCCACAGAUGUGUUCAAAGUGCUGAACAACUGUGACUCAAACCAAGUGGAGGUGUUAUGCAGCAUGCUGAAUUUCCCGGGCUUACCUGACCAGGCACUGCCUAAACUGUGCAGCAGUGUUUUGGCCCUCUCUCCUGACCUCAGCUACAGCACUGCUGCAACGCUCAUCAAGAGCCUUCUGCUGGAGAAGGUGCUGUCCCUGUCAGAGCCGGCCUCCAGGUGUCUGGUUACCGCAGUGACUUCACUGUGUAGCCGCUAUCCCAGACCAGUGUGCCAGGCUCUAAUCGGACCAGUACUAGAGAAAGAGAACAUAGGGCCUCCACAGGCUGAGCUGCUAAGCAGACUGAUAGAAAGCUGCCUGGAUUCUCACUACAGACUGCUGGUGGUUCAAAUGACAUUGAAGAUUGCAUGGAGUGAGGCAGUGCUGUCUAUUAUCCACAGCUUGCUAGACUCAAAGCCUGUCUUGAAUGAAGAACUUUUCACACAGUUCACAGAACAGCUCGUCAGUCAGGCUCCUCGUUUCACAAAGUCUGUGAAGUUUGCAAAAAUGAUGCUCACAGUACUCACCAAAUACAGCACCGAUGUGACUGCUGCACACAAACACUCCUUGUCCAGCUGCCUGAUGUUAAAUGAGACCUUCCUGAAGAAGUCUCUACAAGCUGCUUUAAAACGAAUCGCAGACACGUGACCUCACCACCUUUUCACCUAAUUUACAUAAAAAAAAAACCCUGUAUAAAUAAAUUAAACUGGCAAUGAAGAAUCUUAAUUCACCAGUCUGACAGGGCUGCUAUUAUUUUUUUAUUACUCUGACUGUUCACAGGUCUUACAAUAACUAUUCCUAAAUGCUAAUCCUUGCGCUCCUGAACACAACACACCCAUAUAUCUAACUCAAUCUAGUAUUAGGACAAAGUUGAUACUGAAUUACUGUAACCUGCAGACUUUUAUCUGGUCAGUCUUUACAAAUAUUUGCAAUUUCUUUUGCAAUAUCUCAUGAAAGCUUUGAAAAGGCAAACAAUUAUUUGGCAAACAUUAUUAUUACUUAUAUGGUAUUUAUUUUUAUAAUUAUUAUAAAUUAUAACUGGCUCCAUUGAGUUGGCUUAUACAUCUGGUGAGGAAGCCUCAUGGGGGCUUCCAAUUGCAUGGUUUUCAGGCAUACUCAACUAGAAGGAGACCCUGGGGUAGACCUCAAAUUUGUUGCAUGUAUUUCUUGUCUUCAGACCUGGGAAUGCCUCAGAAUCCCCAUGUGGAAGUGGAAAGUGUUGUUGGGAAGAACGGCCCUGCAUAACCUGCUGCCACCACAGCCUGAAUUUGGAUAAGCAGAAGCUAGGCUGAAUGGAUGGGUGGAUUAGAUCAUAAUGUCAAUUAAUUGUAUUCAUUUUCAAAGCCUCAGGGUUUUUUUUGUAACUUUUUAUUUUGAAUUUUCAUUGUGACAAGAAUAUAACAAAAACAACAAUAAAAGACAAAAAUAAAAGGGGAACAAAUUGGGGCACUGUUCCAAGCAUCAUGAAUUAAGUGACAGAAUCUUCAAACCUUUGCUUAUAUUUAUGCCGUUUAGCCCAAGUUGUUGAAAAAGAUUACCUUUAAGUCGUAGAAAGAAAGUCAGUCUCUCCAUCAGAUGUAUUUCCUCUAUAAUCUCUAGCACUUGCUCUACUCGGGAAGGAUCCUUCUUAAGGAAUUUCCUUGCCUUUUCAGAUGAGAUCAACAGGAUUUUAAAAAUAUAUCUUUCCUUUUUUAGAAUCAAAUCUCUGGGUAGCAAACCCAGUAGGAAGAUCCUGGGAUCCUUAGGGAUGCAUAGGACAUGAUGUCAUCUGUUAACUUGGAUAUACUGUCCCAAAAUGAGGUCAAUUGUGUACACGUCCAAAAGAUAUGAGAGUGAUUGGCGUUUGGGUGACCAUACUGUCUCAAAGCCUCCAUUUUUUAAAGGCUAAAAAAAGUUAUUCAGAUUUCGGGGUUCCCUAAAAAUGUCUUACAGCACCUCAAAAUCUAUUAAUUUUUUUCUGUUAAAUCGCACAAUUUUGUUCCAAUUGUUUAUUUUGCUUGUUAAUAUACAUUUCAUUUUAGCAGUAUUUGUGGCGGUCAUGUUUCCAGUUAUAUUUAAUAAACAUGGUCUUAAAAAGUAGAGCUAAUAAAAGAAUCCAAGUGAAAAUCCAAAAGAUUUGUGAGACUCGUACCAAAUAUAUUUAAUAUGUAAAUUGUUUUACAGCAGCGUAUGGUCUUUCAAAUCAAAAAGUUUUCACAGGCUAUAAGCAGCACUGUGAAAAACUGUGCACACCUCAUAAUUCAGUAGCUUCUAGAACCACCUGUAGCAGCAAUAACUUGAAGUCAUUCUGCUUUGUUUUGCUUUAUCAGAAUCUCACAUCAUUGUGGAGGAAUACUGACCCACUGUUUUUUUUGUUUUGUUUUGUUUUGUUUUGGGUUUUUUUUUUUGGUUUUUUGGUUUUUUAAAGUUGCUUCACUUCAUUGAGCUCUCUUAAAACCCUGCCACAGCAUCUCAAUCAGGUUGAAGUUUGGACUUUGACUGGGCCAUUGCAACAUCUUCACUCUUUUUCAGUUAUUCUGUUACAGAUUAGCUGACGUGUUUAGGCUCAUUGUUCUGUCGCAUGACCCAAUUUGUGACAAGCUUUAGCUGUCAGACCGAUGGCCUCGGAUUUAACUUUAGAAUACUUUGGUAUACAGAGGAAUUCAUUGUCGAUUCAAUGACUGCAAGGUGCCCAGGCUCCUGUGGCUGCAAAACAAGCACAGAUCAUCACUCCACCAGUUGGUAUGAGGUGUUUGUGCCGAUAUGUUGUUUGGUUUAAUAUACCUAAAUGCUCCACACAAGCAAACUGAUUUAUAAGGGAGUUCAAGCAAAUGCAUCUGAUUAACAGCACUUGGUUGUCAUUUACACUCUUUAUCCCUAUAGAAAUUGUCAGGGAUUUUUCA